AUUGACGAAUACGUUGUCAGCUUUCCACGUCGCGACAUCAGUAGAAGCCGGUUCUGUUGCUCAGAAGCAUUGUACUCAGGUGUUGCUUCUGAAGUCAGUGCUUGAAAACAGAAUUAAAAUUAUUCUUCAUAACAGAAAAAAAAAUUAGAAAACAUCAGAAAAAUGAAGAAAUGUUGCAUUUUUUUACUGAUAUUCAUUUCAUCAGUUAUUUUAACAGUGAACAAAGCCUAUGCUCAAGAGGAUGAAAAUAUAGACGAUAUAGUAGACAUCGAAGGAGAAGAUAAUUCUGUAAUAACAGAUGAAGAACCUGAAGAUGAAGUAACUACUACCUCUACUGAUGUUGAUACAACUGUAUUGUUUAAUAAACCUGUUUAUAAUGGAUUAUCAACCUUAGAAUUACCAGCUGGAAACUUAGUUGAAUUACUUGUUGGUUUUGCCAACAAAGGUGAAUAUGAUUUCAUUUUGGAAUCUUUGGAUGCAUCUUUUCGUUAUGCGAUGGACUUCAACUUCUAUAUUCAAAAUUUCUCAACUGUUGCAUACAACAAAAUUGUAAAGCCAAAGCACGAAGCAACUUUAGCAUAUUCGUUCAUUCCAUCAGAAAAUCUUGCAGGAAGGCCUUUUGGCUUCAACAUUAAUUUAAAUUACAGAGAUGCUAAUGGUAUUAGCUACAGUGAAGCUGUUUACAAUGAAACAGUUCAGAUCAUAGAAUUAGACGAUGGUCUUGAUGGAGAAACAGUUUUCCUAUAUGUAUUUUUAGCUGCAUGUGUGAUACUAACCCUUGUAGGAGGACAACAACUUCUUUCAUCUCUUGGUCGUAAAUCGCGUUCUUCUAGUAGUCGUAAAACACCUGUGGAAAUGGGCACAUCCAAUCCUAACAAUGUAGAUUAUGAUUGGCUGCCAAAAGAAACAUUAAAUAGAAUUAAUAAGUCUCCCAGAACUCCCAGACAAAGUCCUAGGCAACGAAGGACUAAAAAAACAGUUGAUGAUUAAAUCAUGUUUUAUUUACGUGUAUGCAUAUGUACGCUUAAAUCUAAAUGUAUGUAUGUACAUGUAUGCAUAUAUUCUUAAUAAGUAUAUAUGCAAAUAAGAUACAUGGCUUUAUAAAAUAAUUUUUUAGCAACAAAUUUGUACAUUGUCUACAAUAUUAAGAAGGCAGGCAGUUAUCAUCACUAUUUACUUGACAAAAUUCAAAACAUAUUCAUUAUAAAAAAAAA
Messenger RNA from Osmia lignaria (orchard mason bee), 1214 nucleotides. RefSeq names its product signal sequence receptor subunit 1 l(1)G0320. Lineage: Eukaryota; Metazoa; Arthropoda; Insecta; Hymenoptera; Megachilidae. Gene Ontology annotation, cellular component: endoplasmic reticulum membrane; endoplasmic reticulum. The record is from RefSeq and is a predicted model, not a curated record.